Molecule: messenger RNA, 4783 nt
Organism: Prorocentrum cordatum
Lineage: Eukaryota; Dinophyceae; Prorocentrales; Prorocentraceae
Source: the annotation of a GenBank genome assembly
AUGGGCGACCUCGGCAGUUUUCUUGGCGCCUUGGACGGCGCGUCGGCGCACGAGGCCGGUUGGCUCGAAGCCACGGUGACCGCGCUCAAGGGCCAAGGUGUGGCGACGAUCGCCGAUUUAGAGGGCGCGGCAUUCGAGGAUUUCUCUUUUGCCGACAAGGAGCUCGACGCCGCGCAGAAGCGCCUCGUGCGCGCGGGGAUCGCCGCGGCGAGCACGCCGGCGCCGGUGGCUGGGGGCUCGGCGGCGGCCGCCCCUCCAGCGCCCUCGGCGGCGGAGAACGCGGCCGCCCUCUUGGCCGCGCUCAAGACGGGCACCAGCGAGGCGCAAGCGAUCUCGACGCGAUCUCGGGCUCGCGUGGCCCCGCGCGGCGCGUUCGCAGGCGCGCUCGCGCGCGCGCGCUGGUUCUCGCAUCUGGUCCCGUGCGCCGGUAGCUCCGACAUGCUUGACGCGUUGAACGCGGAAGUCUUGAAGCGGCAGAAGAAGGAAUCCAGCGAGGAAGCGCGCGUCUUCCUGUACUCGGACAUCCGCAAGUGGGUGCCCGAGUGGGCCCGCUCGGGCCCUCGCGAUUUCGAAGAGGAGGCUGACGGAUCGUCCGGCGCCAGCAAGGACAUUCGUGACCUCGCCAAGGAAGUGGCGGCGGUGAAGAAAGGGCCCGAGAAGAAGGCCUACUUAACCCUCUGCCAGUGGCAACUGGCUUGGAACCGGCGCCACCUGCCCGUCGCGCGCCCCCCCCGCGCGCCUGCCUGUUAUCGCGCCGCGCGCGGCAGGUACAUGGUCGCGCUGGUCGCCACGGGCCAGCUCACGUGGGCUGAGGUGCAGGCGCAUCGCGACAACUGCUUGAAGGUGGCGGUUCAGGCUGCACGCGCGCGAUUUCUCGUCGCUCUCUGUUCGCCGCGCGUUGCCGCGCAGGCGGCGGCCUCGAAGCGCCGCGUGCACCUCGGUAUCGUGUGCGACGAGGAGGCGCGGAAGGCGCGCCCCUGCGUUCGUGCUUGCGCGGCGCCCUGCGUCUGUGCCGGCGCGUGGCAGCUAUGGGCCGAGCAGCUACGCUCGGGGGGCCCAGAUUUCAAGCUGGGGAAGACGAUCCUGCGGGUCGACCCGCGCGCCCUACAGCUGGCGCGGGAUGCUUGCGACAAAGAAGACGGCGCCACCCACGCGACGGCACCGGCGGCCCGCGCUCCCGAGAAGGCGCGCGGGGCGGGCGGCGCCAGCCAGCCGUGGCGCGCCGCGCAGAGCUGGAGCAGCGGCUCCUGGGGCAGCGAUUGGCCGAAGGGCCAGAAGCGCGAGCGCUCGUGGGGCAGCGAUUGGAAGAAAAAGGACCCCCACUCGCGUGCUGGGACAUGCCGCGUGCGCUGUUGCCGCGGAGGCCGCUUCGCUUUCCGCGCCGCGCUGCGGGUGCCCGGCUUGGCCGCGGCCAGCCUGGGCGGGGCGUGCGGGGGAGUUCCGCGGGGCAGCGUGCGUUCCGAGGGCGCUUUUCGCUACGCUUUGGCGCCUUGGCCGCAAUUCAGGAGCGAUUGGUCUCGGCGUUGCAGCGACAGCGCGUGGCGCGACAUCUGCGUCGCGGCCGGCGGCUGUAGCGGCGGCGACGCGGAGAAACUUACCUUUCUGGCAAGGGCGCUGGACGGCGACCCCGCGCUCUGGGGCAAGUGGCGGCCCGCCGCGGCCUCGGCUUUGCCGCCCACGGCCGCUGAGGCAGUGCGGUGGGCCGCGCAGACCGCCCCCGCCGACGUGGUGGCUUUCCGCGAGGGCUGCGUGGAAUUCUUCAGGACGGGGGCGCCCCUCGUCGGCGAGCUCCCGCGGUCGGGCCACGGCAGCCCAGAGGUGUUCCCUCCCCGUCUGGGCAUCGCGGAGCUGCUCGGCAACGCCGAGUCGACAAAUCGCGACAUUUCCUGUGGCCUCCGCGACGGCGCGCACGGCGACGCCAUCCUCCGCAAGACACGGGACGAGGCCGAGCUGGGGCGCAUCAGUUGCCCGGUGCCGCUCCGCGACGUGUGCCUGGACGGGGCCGUCAUCGCUCCGAGGUUUGCGGUUGAGCAGCUCCGUGAAGACGGGUCCUCGAAACUCCGGUUGGUCGACGACAUGACCAAGGCUAGGAUUAACGAGGCGACGCGGCCUCAGGAGCGGCUCCACCACGAUGCCGUGGACGCGCUUUUCGAAGCAGCUCGCAUCUUCCAGGAAGUUGCGGGGCGGGCACCCGCCCUCUGGCCGUUGUACGCGCAAUCGCAUCGCGGGGCAUCGAAGGCCCAUGAGCCGUUGAUGCUUGCCCUGCAGUGGUGGCGCGAGGUCUUGGCCAUGGACUUGUGCCAAGCGCGGCCGUGGGCCGACAAGGCGCGGCCUCGCGCAACUCUCUUCGCGGACGCGUCGGGCCAACCACCGUGCGUGGCCGCGGUGCUCGUCACCGCCACGGGCAUCCGUUUCACUUCCAUGGUCGUCCCGGAUUCCUUGAUGGCGUCGUUCCAGCGUCGCCGGGACAACCAGAUUCAGGGGCUGGAGCUCCUGUCUAUCGCGCUGGGCAUGUGCACCUUUGCAGGCAUUGCUUUCGCGUGCGACUGCCCGCGCCGGCGGGCAGGUUGCGACUUGCAUAUUUACAGCGACAAUACCGGCGCGGAGUCUUGCCUGCGGAAGGGCGCCGCGAAAUCCUUCGACCACUCGUGCAUCGUCCACUCCAUGUGGAGGCGCGCGGUGGAGCUCGACGUUGACCUCGCGGUUUUCCGCGUGCCCACGGCUGAGAAUCUGGCCGAUUUGCCUUCUCGGCGCGCCCGUGCGCGCCGCGCGGUGCUGCGGGCUGGCCGCGGGCGCAGCGUGUCGCAGGGGGGGACGGCCGUCGCCUGGGCUGCUGAUUUCCUGGCUGAGAACGGCUUCGCACGAGCCUGCGAGCUCGCCAGUGCAGACGCCGCAGACCUGGAAGGUUGGCCGGUCACCGCGCAGGCGCCCGUCCCGAGCGUCCUCGACCAGCUGGGCGCGCCGGUCGCGCUGCCAAUAACGCGCGGGCCCCGGGCGGCGCUCGCCGAGGCCGCUGCUCGCCUCCGCAGUCCGGCGGACGCGGCCCGCUGGCGGGAGGAGGAACGCGUCCGCGCUAUGCUGCAACCAUGCGCACGGUCGCUCCCAAGCGUGAGAAGCGGCCUCAAAUGCUGGGAGGCCUACUGCAUCAGAAUGUUGAAAUGCCCGUGCACGCAGCUCCCGCCAGCCUGCGCGGACCUGGUCGCCUGGAGCGCCUUCUUUCGCUGCGGGGAGACGUACGCAAAUUACUGCAGCUACGUUAAGAUCGGCUGCCUCCUGACUGGGGUCUGCGUCGCCGUGUUCGACCGCCCCGAGGUCAGGCGUGCGCGCGCCGCCGUCCGGGCGCGGGCCGAUUGGACUCCGCGCCCGCGCUUGUUCAUCCGUAAGAGCGCGGUCGCCGCGCUGGUCGAGUUGGGCGCGCGCCGCCCCGAGUGGCUCCGCGCGUCGAUGCUUUUCCUUUUCGCCUACACGUUCUUGUUGCGUGUUCCCAGCGAGGCGUUGCCGGCCGUGCGCGUGGCCGACGCCGGCGACGCGCCGCCCUUUCAAGCGGCGCUAGUGCUGGGCAAAUCGGAGCUCACGCUGCUGCUGCGGCGGCGGAAGAACCGGCCGCAGGGCAGUCGCCUGUCGCGGAAGUGCUGGUGCUCAUCGUGCCGCGCCACGUGCCCCGUGCACACCCUGGGCCCCUGGGUGGCGCGUUGCGGGCUGGGCCGCGGGCUCUUCGGAGGCAUCUCGGCGGCUGCUGCGCUGCGGACCCUGCGCGAGAUGCCCGCUGCCCUCGGCGGCGGCGCCCUCGGAGCACGCCGACGCGGCGCCUCCGUGCUCGGAGUCGCCGCCAGCAUCGCUCGGCGCGGCGGCACCGCGGAGCCCGCGGAGCGGGCGGCGGCGGCGGCGGCGGCGCCCGCGGGGCCCUCGGAGCGCGCCGUCGCGGCGCCGUCCGUGGGGCCGCCGCCCUCGGCGGCGGGCGCGGCGGUGCCCGUGGGGCUCGCGGAGGCGGCGGCGACCCCGUCGUGUUCGGAACCCCCAGCGCAGCCGCAGGCGGCGGCACGCUCGGAGCACGCGGCGGCGACGGAGAGGGACCCGAGGCGCUCGCGGCCCACCGAGGGCAGCUCUGCGCCGCGGUCGAGGCGGGCGUCCGCGCGGCCCUGCGGCACGCCCAGGGCCGCGCCCAGCGGACGCCCGCGGAGGAGACGGCGACCCUCGUGGAGGAGAAGCUGGCGCUGCGGGAGCUGGUGGAGUGCCAGCAGGAUCCAGCGCAUCGACGCGCUGGAGAGCGAGCUGGGGCUCGGGGACGCGGCGCUCUCACCGGCCAGCCGCGUGCUGGGCCGCGAGUUGUCCCGCGAGCUCUCCGUCACGGUGGCGCGGCACCUCUCCGACGCCGGAGGGGCGCUGACGACUGGGCUCUCUGCGGUCUUGGGGGAGACGAAGCCGAUGCCCAAGCUGUCCGUCGUGAUCGGCCACGAGUACGAGGUGAUCAGCCAGCGCGGCUCCAUCGUGCGGCGGGGCGACUCCCUCCGCAGCGACAUCGUCGCCGAGCUCCCGCCGGGCAGCUGCGUGCGGGUCAUGGCCGUGUCCCAGAAGGUGCCGCGGCGCGUUGAGAUCGUCUACGUCAACAAGCCGGGCCUGUCGGAGGUCUCGACGGAGGCGUCCGAGAAGGCCGAUUCCGAGGCCCCGGAGGGCCGGGACGCGCCCCCAGAGUCGGUGGUCGGGUGGAUCAGCGCCAGCGCCAAGGCGAGGCCCACCGAAGCAGCAGCGGCCACCCGCUGACAAGUCCGCUGGCCUCCUCCUC